Molecule: messenger RNA, 813 nt
Organism: Penicillium soppii
Lineage: Eukaryota; Fungi; Ascomycota; Eurotiomycetes; Eurotiales; Aspergillaceae
Exons: 3
Coding region: 1-813 (270 amino acids)
Biological process (GO): hydrogen peroxide catabolic process; response to oxidative stress
Cellular component (GO): cytosol
Molecular function (GO): catalase activity; heme binding
Source: RefSeq, a predicted model, not a curated record
AUGCAAGGACUCGGUGUCAGUAUCUAUACUUUGGUCAUCAAGGAGGGCAAACGUUAUUUCAUGAAUUUUCAUUUCAUACCUAAACUCGGAGACGAAGCCCUGAAGCUUGCAGGUCAGGAUCCUGACUUUUACCGCAAGGAUCUGAUGGAAGCCAUUUAUAAUGGCGCGUACCCUCAGUGGGACUUUGCUAUUCAAACUAUUGAGGGAAAGGAACCCGAUUUUGACUUCGAUAUUCUUGAUGCUACCAAGGUUUGGCCAGAAGAGCUCGUCCAUUUUCGAUGUAUCGGAAACUUGAUCUUAAUAAGAAUGUGGACGAGUUAUUCACCCAAACUGAACAGGUCGUGUUUUUCACUAGUCAUACCGUGCCCGGGAUUGAUUUCUCAGAUGAUCCCUUUCUACUUUGACACACAGAUCAGUCGGCUAGACAUCAAUUGGGAAGAACUACGAAUCAACCGGCUUUUCAGCCUAUUGAUGAACUUGAAUCGCGAUGGCGCAAUGCGUCACCAAAUCAGUAACAGUACCGUCAACUACUGGCAAAAUCGAUUUGAGGCGCUGCCACCUUCCAAUGAGGAAGAGGGUAUACGCGCGCUUACCGAGAAGUUCCGCGACCACCAUACCCAAGUACAGACGACCUACAACUCGACGUUUGAGCGCGAAAGUGCACACAUUAUGAAGGCCUUCACGUUUGAAUUUGACCACUGUGAUGACCCAGUUGCAUACGAACGUCUCACCGGGACUAGGCCCGCCGAGAUUGACUUGAAACUUGCGCAGCAAGUCGCUGAGCUAUCCGGAGCUCUAAUUCCUGAUAAAUAG